ACCCGUGUGCCAGCAAGGAUUGUGGGGAAGCUACGUGCACUAUUGAUGUGGGUGACACGCCCGUGUGCGUGUGCAAGGAUGGUUAUAACUUCGACUCUGAGCACAAGAUGUGUGUGCUGGACCCGUGCACCGGCGUGGAGUGUGGGUUACAGGCUCACUGCUUUGCUCUCACUUACACUGAAUCGGUGUGCGAUUGCAACAAGCAAGGGUUCUACUUCAACGAGGCUGACAAGACGUGCUUUGCCCCGUUGGUGCGGACGACAGUGGGAGUGCAGGCAAGUGGCAACAGCUUCGCGGGCCAGAGGGACGCCACCUUCCUGACGGCGCUGCCGGCAGAGCAGGCCAGUGGCACCAGCGCGUGCGGCAACCUGUACACCGUGCUCAAGGGCACCACCAACAUAACCGUCAUGUGGAACACCAAGCGCGCCGCGCCUGACAGCCUUGCGCUUGGCAAAGCCAUGUGCAAGAGCGUGUCGUUCUACGCCGACUGGGACUGCAAGGAGAAGCUGGACUUCACAAUCGCACGUCCUGCGAAGAAGGGCAGUUCCUACCCCGUGACGAAAAAGACUGUCAAUGGAAUUGCUUCGCUGCUAUCAGUUGGCUGCGAGAUCACCAUGUGUGAGAACGAUUGUGGAACUGCACAGUGCGUUGUGAAGGAGGGUAAGCCGCAGUGCCAGUGCCCCGAGGGCCUCGUGUUCAACGCCGCUAAGAAACUCUGCCGCGACCCGUCUCUUGCUCCUCGUC
This is a messenger RNA of Closterium sp. Naga37s-1, 744 nucleotides long. Lineage: Eukaryota; Viridiplantae; Streptophyta; Zygnematophyceae; Desmidiales; Closteriaceae. The record is from the annotation of a GenBank genome assembly.